UAUGACCUCAUCCGUUGAACGUACCUCCCUCAGGCACAUCUAGAGGUCACGCUCAAUCCGGACACGGGCGAAACGACAAAAGAUGAAUGAGCAGCCGGUGUUCCGGGAGUUGGCCGACAAGGUGAACGCCAUCCUGGGAUCUCCCGAGCCCGAGACGGUCCUGAAGGCCAUCCGCGCACUAGCAGAAGGCGAUGCCGCAGAACUUGACGAUGGCACCACCAUUGAACCACUGUCUGACCUCCGCCCGCAGCCCGUCGACCCAACAUCGCAGCUCCUCUACCAGCAGACGAUGGCGGCGUUGCUCCGCUGGGGUCUUCGGGCCUUCCCACAGCAGCCAACGCGCCAGGAACCCAGUCUCUGGGAGUCGAUGGCCAUCCUCGAUGGCGCGCGGGGAUACAACCAGCAGCUGGUUAACACGAAGGACUCCUGGUACGACGACAUGUCAAACCGCGUGGAGCCUCUCCCGGAGGAAGUUGUCUGCGAUCCUGGGAUGCUCCCGAUGCUCCCAGAAGUGGCCCAGGGGCGAGUGCGCCCUCUUGAAGACGAUUUUUCAUACCUAGAGAACCUGCUGCGUCGCGACCGUACCGUGCGCACCGUGGUUGCCACCCGGUGCCCGUUCGGCUGGCGGAACUUAUGGAUCGAGUGCGUCUGCCUCGUCGUCGACGCUGACGAGACAGCCCCUGUACUCGCGGCGCUCCCCACCCAGGCCACGCCCAUAAUCGUGAUAACCGCCCAGAUCAACGAUAUGGCCGACCAUCUGGCCGACGCCGAACAGGUCCUUGGACUCACCGGGCUAGAUCGCGUCGACUCCAGCCAACGCCGGUUUGUAUUGCGUGAGAAUACUAUGCUGCGCCCUGUGCAGCAGUCUCGCCACCUCGUCCACGGCCAGUCUAUUUCACUCAAGGGCGACGAGUCCAAGGGAUCGGUCGGUGUGUUUCUCUCCCCCGCUAGCAACACCGAUGAUCCGCCAGCCAAAUACGCCCUAACGGCGUACCAUGUCGUGCCGUUUUCAGAGAAGGAGGAGACCCGAGCCAUCACGCCGGGGGGGCUUGACAUCCUCAGCGAGUUACUCCGGGCCACCUUCCGCGCAGAUACCCAGCAAUCAGCCCGUCUUUUGGCGUCGUGGAGGGAGCCGUGCGGGACCGUCGAGCAUGGGGACAUCGGGGUCAACGAACAGGGCUGGCGCACCGAUCUGGCUCUGGUGCGACUGGCGGAGGGAUGGCAGGGCAAGAACGGGCAGUGGUUCGAAGACGCAAUGCCGGAUUUCGCGGCCGGCACGGAAGGGGCGCUGCCUCCUCCAACCAUCUUCGAUCCGCACCGUGUGGUGGGAGCAACUGAUCCGGAAGCCGGCGCGAUCCUUUACAAGGAUGGGGCGGGCAGUGAACGCACUGCCGGCCGAGUUGGGCCGUUUGAGUCAAAAAUGUUCCGUGCGCGAAGUGCCGAUGCUUCCUCUGAUCACUCGGAUCCCACGGUGGUGGUGGCCCGGUUGCUGACAUUCCACCCUCUGAGGAAGCACGCCAAACCCGUGUGCGCCCCCGGUGACUCCGGGGCGGGCGUCUUCAUGCCGGACUAUGCCGCUGGCGGAUGGCAGUGGGCAGGACAGUUGGUAAACCGCUGGCAUGAGGGCCCCUGGCCUGUCGGGCUGUUUGUACCGUCGUCUGGAGUCUUGCAGUCCUUGAGGGAGACCACUGGAAUGGAGUGGAGGCUGACAGAAUGA
Messenger RNA from Penicilliopsis zonata CBS 506.65, 1717 nucleotides. RefSeq lists its product as hypothetical. The record is from RefSeq and is a predicted model, not a curated record. The transcript has a single exon. NCBI's taxonomy places the organism in Eukaryota, Fungi, Ascomycota, Eurotiomycetes, Eurotiales, Aspergillaceae. Bases 83 to 1717 code for a protein of 544 amino acids.